Molecule: messenger RNA, 464 nt
Organism: Pogoniulus pusillus (Red-fronted tinkerbird)
Lineage: Eukaryota; Metazoa; Chordata; Aves; Piciformes; Lybiidae
Product: cytochrome c oxidase assembly factor 5
Exons: 3
Coding region: 99-326 (75 amino acids)
Biological process (GO): mitochondrial respiratory chain complex IV assembly
Cellular component (GO): mitochondrion
Source: RefSeq, a predicted model, not a curated record
CUCAGGGUAGCGAGAUGGCUGCCAGCGCCGGUAGCGGUGAUUGAGUGAGCCGCAGCGGGGCGGAGAGCCGCGCCUGCCGUAGCGCCGGUCCUGCCGUAAUGCCCAAGUACUACGAGGAUAAGGAGGAGGAUGGGCGGGCCUGCGGGGGUGUCAGGGAGGAUCUGCGGCAGUGCCUGCUGGAGAGCCCCUGCGUCCUGCAGGAAAACAAAAGUCCUAAACAAUGUUUGAUGGAAGGACACUGUAGGAGCUUGCAAAUGACAUUUUUUGCGUGCAAAAGAUCAAUGUUGGAUACCAGGGCAAGAUUCAGAGGAAGGAAGGGAUACUGAAGUCUUUAUGAAGAGAACCGGCCAUGGGAAAUUUGGAUCCAUUGUCACUUUAAGGAAAAGAGACUAACAUAAGAAGAUUGUAUCUGCUGCAUACUGCCAUGCAGUAUUUUUGUGGAAAUUACCUGCUCCUGUGUAUUC